AUGGAGGUGGUUCCAUUGUUAAUGAAAGCUAUUGGAUGGCAAGGAGGAAGUAUACUAGCCCUUCAAACACUGAAACGUGUGGUCGUUGCUAGAAAUAGGGCAUGGGAUGCACUUGUUGCACAAGGUCUUAGUGAAGGUAAUAUUGGUGGCCCUAAUGAUGGUGAAGGUGAAGUUGAAUUUCCAGAAGACGUUGUUGUUCGCUCUAUAGGCAACCAUAUUCAUUUAAUUUUAUCCACCGUUUAUCCAUCAUUUGAAAACCAUCUUAAUGAUCCAUCAUAUUUUCAGGAUAAAGCUAUUUUGGUACCUACAAAUGAAGAAUUUGAUGCUACCAAUGACUGCAUUUUAGGAUUCAUGAAAGAUGAAGGGAAAACAUAUAUUAGUUCAAAUUUUUUAUUUGAGAUAGAGUUACCAGAUUUUUUUGAGGAAUCAAUCUACUCUUCAGUUGUGUUGAAUGGUCUUAAGGCAUCUAGAAUUUCUAACCAUAAACUUACACUAAAAAUAGGUGUUCCAGUCAUGCUACUUCGUAAUAUCGAGCAAACUAAAAGAUUAUGCAAUGGUACUAGAUUACAUAUUGUUAGGAUUGGAAGACACAUCAUUGAAGCCUGA
Lactuca sativa (garden lettuce) is the source of this 606-nucleotide messenger RNA. RefSeq lists its product as uncharacterized. NCBI's taxonomy places the organism in Eukaryota, Viridiplantae, Streptophyta, Magnoliopsida, Asterales, Asteraceae. The record is from RefSeq and is a predicted model, not a curated record.